GAACAGGCAGGAAGGAGGAGUGGUGUGAUGUCAGAAGACCUCUUGUUGCAGUCUCCACCGGUGAAGGUUCUGGCUGCACAGCUGCGGCGGUACUCUCGGAUUCCUGGUGGUCAGUGGCUGUUGGCUCGGGAGGAGUAUGGACGCCCCCCUUUGGCAGUUCCCCUUGUGUGGAUGCAGGGCACUGUCUUCACCGUGGACCAGGACGGCUCGACUGUGCAAAUGCAAGAUGAAAGUGGCUCUUUCAGGGUUCAGGGAGCAGACAAGGUCCCCAAAGGGCGGCCCUGCCUCAGUGCUGGGAAGUAUGUGAUGGUGAUGGGGCAGGUACUGUCUUGUAGCCCGGAGCCCAUCCUUCGAGCAGUGAAGAUGACAGCUCUCACCGACAGUGUCUUGCAUAGGAACAUGUGGGGGCUGGAAGUGGAGGAUUUGCACAGAAAUCUCCCUUAGUGGCGGAGGCCGCUUUGGUCUGUAUGCUUGUUUUCCGAAGAAAGCGAAGUCCUGAAGAGCCGUUUGAUUCUGCCUUUGAAAUUAAUUUCGAACGUAUCCUUCAGAGAACUUGAAUUACUUGGAGAAAUUUACUUACUCAGUUUACUGCAGGAGUUGAGAGCAGCGGGAACUGAAGAGUGUGCAUUUUUGAAUAGUUACUAUUUCCAGAUAAGUCAGUUUGGAUAAAGCAGCAUCAGGUUAGUACAGUGGAAGACUAAUUGUUGCCACAAUAAAAG
Gekko japonicus is the source of this 719-nucleotide messenger RNA. RefSeq names its product RecQ mediated genome instability 2 (gene RMI2). Lineage: Eukaryota; Metazoa; Chordata; Lepidosauria; Squamata; Gekkonidae. The transcript has a single exon. The coding region runs from base 28 to 444 and encodes 138 amino acids. Gene Ontology annotation, cellular component: nuclear speck; cytosol. The record is from RefSeq and is a predicted model, not a curated record. Gene Ontology annotation, biological process: regulation of sister chromatid segregation; negative regulation of double-strand break repair via homologous recombination; maintenance of rDNA.